AUGUCGGAUGAGGACUUCAUGCAAGAUUCGGGGGAGGAGGAAUAUGACUUCGAAUACGAAGAUGACGAUGACGAGCAAGGUGGCGAUGUCGGGAUCGAGAACAAGUACUACAACGCCAAGCAGAUGAAGGUCGAUAAUCCAGAGGAAGCCAUCGAUGAGUUUCUUGGAGUCCCGGCCCUGGAGGAGGAGAAGGGAGACUGGGGAUUCAAAGGUUUAAAGCAGGCUAUCAAGCUCGAAUUCAAGUUGAAGCGAUAUGCCGCGGUACGGACACGGGACGGACCACAAACGAGGACAUAUUCUGACAAGUACCAGGCGAUCGAGCACUACCAAGAACUCCUUACCUACGUAAAAUCGGCCGUGACAAGAAAUUACUCCGAAAAGUCGAUCAACAACAUGCUUGAUUUCAUCGAGAAGGCGGCGGAAGACAAAACGGCCUACGAAUGCAUGGAGAAGUUCUACUCACUCACCCUCGAAUCAUUCCAGAGUACCAACAACGAGAGACUAUGGCUGAAGACCAACAUUAAGCUUGCUAGGCUCUGGCUAGAUCGCAAGGAUUACCUACCACUUACCAGCAAGCUGCGUGAACUUCACAAAGCUUGUCAAAGAGAGGAUGGCUCAGACGACCCAAGUAAGGGGACUUAUUCCCUCGAAGUCUAUGCCUUGGAAAUUCUGAUGUAUGCCGAAACAAGGAACAACAAGCGGUUGAAGGCACUGUACCAGCGUGCAUUACGCGUCAAGUCUGCCGUGCCCCAUCCGAAAAUUAUGGGCAUUAUUCGGGAAUGCGGAGGCAAGAUGCACAUGAGUGAAGAAAACUGGAACGAGGCCCAAAGCGAUUUCUUUGAAAGCUUCCGGAAUUACGAUGAGGCUGGCUCCUUGCAGCGGAUCCAGGUCCUCAAGUAUUUGUUGCUGAGCACAAUGCUAAUGGGCAGCAAUAUCAACCCUUUCGAUUCUCAGGAAACCAAGCCAUACAGGAACGAUCCACGCAUCCAAUCAAUGACCGAUCUGGUGGACGCAUAUCAGCGAGACGACAUGCACGGCUACGAGAAGAUCCUUCAAACCAACAAAGAUGAUCUGCUUGGUGAUCCCUUCAUCGCCGAGAAUAUCGAUUCGGUGACACGGGACAUGCGGACAAAGGCAGUCUCCAAGCUAGUGGCGCCAUACACGCGAUUCACCCUCUCGUUCAUUUCUAAGACUCUCAAUAUUUCACUUUCCGAAGUCCAAGAUAUCGUUGCAGUGUUGAUAGUCGAGAACAAGCUACGCGGGAAGAUCAACCAGCCGGAGGGAACUGUGGAGAUCCAGAGCACUGCAGAUGCGGAUCGGGUUCAAGCAAUGCAGAAUUGGACGAGCGCUGUUGAAGGGCUCUGGAACACCGUGCUAAAUGAAAGCGACGGUUUCAAGAGCGAAGAAUCUUCGUAUGGUGGUACGGGAACGCGAGACAGCCAAGGCUCCCCUUCGAACCAAGCAGCUCUCAAGAGAAUGUUUGGUGGAGGUCGUGGUGGCCGGCAUGGCCAACAAAGGGGAGCUUUAUCGAGGGGAGGCGGCUUCGGAAAGCUAGGAAUCAUGGGCCAAGGAUCAUGA
Eremomyces bilateralis CBS 781.70 is the source of this 1578-nucleotide messenger RNA. RefSeq names its product COP9 signalosome complex subunit 2. Gene Ontology annotation, biological process: protein deneddylation. Gene Ontology annotation, cellular component: COP9 signalosome. The transcript is spliced from 5 exons. The record is from RefSeq and is a predicted model, not a curated record. NCBI's taxonomy places the organism in Eukaryota, Fungi, Ascomycota, Dothideomycetes, Eremomycetales, Eremomycetaceae. The coding region runs from base 1 to 1578 and encodes 525 amino acids.